Molecule: messenger RNA, 897 nt
Organism: Sporisorium graminicola
Lineage: Eukaryota; Fungi; Basidiomycota; Ustilaginomycetes; Ustilaginales; Ustilaginaceae
Exons: 1
Coding region: 1-897 (298 amino acids)
Biological process (GO): protein O-linked glycosylation via mannose; GPI anchor biosynthetic process
Cellular component (GO): endoplasmic reticulum membrane
Molecular function (GO): dolichyl-phosphate beta-D-mannosyltransferase activity
Source: RefSeq, a predicted model, not a curated record
AUGUCAAUAGCACUCGACAUGGAUGCAACCAAAAAUCGCAAGCCGCAUGCGUCCUCCUCCUAUUCCUCGUCCGCGCCUUCAUCCUCUACAUCGUGUUCAGUCAUCGUCCCCGCCUUUCGCGAGAACGGCAACAUCCGACCACUCGUGACCCGACUUUUCAGCGCCUUCGCUUCGCACCCUUCCGCAUCGACCGAAUUCAAAGACGUCGAAGUGAUCAUCGUUGACGACAAUUCCCGCGAUGGAUCCGUCGAAACUGUCUCGCAACUCCAAUCCGAAGGAUACAAUGUGCGCAUUGUCGUUCGCACCUCUGAGCGCGGGCUGUCGUCCGCCGUCGUCCGCGGGUUCCGCGAAGCCCACGGCGAACGCAUGAUCUGCAUGGAUGCCGACCUGCAGCACCCUCCGGAAGCCGUACCCGAGCUGUUGCUGGCGAUAACCGAGCGCAAACCCUUCGUGCUCGGCACGCGCUACGGCGCCGGCGUCAGCAUGGACAAGGACUGGCCUCUCCAUCGUCAAGUUAUUUCCGCCGGCGCAAGGAUGCUCGCUCGCCCCCUGACAAGCGCCAGCGACCCCAUGUCCGGCUUCUUCGGCAUCAGCAAACGCUCCUUUGCACAGGCCGACCAUAACAUCAACGCCCAGGGCUUCAAGAUCGCGCUCGAUCUGCUCGUCAAGUCCGGCGUGCCCAACGGCGCCAUCGCAGAGGUCCCGUUUAGUUUUGGACUGCGACAAGAAGGCGAGAGCAAGCUCGAUGGCAAAGUCAUGCUCAAGUAUCUAGAACAGUUGGCCGAGCUGUACAGGUUUAGGUUCGGGACGUUGCCCAUCGUGUUUGUGCUGUUCCUGCUCGUCGUGUUGGCGUUGUAUCUUUGGACGCAUGUCGUGUCGCCGGUGCUGUUUCGUUGA